Cyprinus carpio (common carp) is the source of this 1173-nucleotide messenger RNA. RefSeq names its product transmembrane protein 106B-like. The record is from RefSeq and is a predicted model, not a curated record. NCBI's taxonomy places the organism in Eukaryota, Metazoa, Chordata, Actinopteri, Cypriniformes, Cyprinidae.
GGUGCGCACUCGAGACUUCAUACACGAGUCUAGAAGGAAAGUUGCGUGUGGUGUCUUCAUAACCCACGAAAGAAAUGACAUUAAUCUGCGGGAAACAGUAAAUCGAGAUAUCAAACAAAAAUGUCUCGAUGAAUUCACGAGGUCUUUAGUUUUGACCCUUCAACUUCUGGAAAUACAGCAUUAUGUCCCAGAAUAAAAAUGGAGAGAAGCGGAGGCUUUCCAAAUGGUUGGACUAUGGCAGCAUCAGUGGAGAAGGACAGACGGAUCCAUGUCCUACCUGCCAGGGCACAGGACGCAUCCCGAGAGGUCAGGAAAACCAACUUGUGGCAGUCAUUCCUUGCAGCGACCAAAGGCUGAAACCUCACCACACGAAACUGUAUGUGUUUAUAUCAGUGGGGCUUUGCCUCUUGAUCUGCUCCCUGAUCCUGUUUUUUCUCUUCCCACGGAGUAUGGAUAUGUCAUCUGUAGAACUAAAGUCAUCUAUGGUCUAUUUCACUCCAGAUACAGUAAAAAUGGUGGUCACGCACGAAAUGAACCUUACCAACCAAAACUUUGUCAGUAUCACAGCUGUUAACCUUAGUGUGCAGUCAUUCAUUUUUGAGAUGGUGGUUGGCAACAACAAGUUGCCCAGUGUCUCCAUACUGCCUCCUCGAUCACAGAAAACGAUUAAAGUUAUAGCUGACAUUGUUAUUGAUGACCCUGGCCUUAAUAAUUACUGCAAGUCACGUUCCUUUCAGAUUCACACCUUAUUCUUGCAUUUGCAACUGACUAUCAAAGUCUCCUACCUGUCCCAUUCAGAGCAGAUGUCUACAGAUGCCUAUGAGUAUAUUGACUGUGGAGUGAAUUCAACUAUGCCUCAUCAUUUUCCUCUGCUUUGAGACAAAACCAUUGCCAAUGUAUGGCCAUGAAUGCUGAUGUUAUAAUAAUCAGAACAGGCUGCUUUCAAAAAGAUUGCCAUUUUAUGUUAUAGAUUACUACCAUUCAUUUAAAUGGUUUUUGACUAUAAUGAGAGUAACAUAUAAUACACUGUAAAUAUCACUGGAACCAUGAAUGUGCGCUGUUAACGUAGACCUCUUUUCUUGUAUGUUGAUUUGUUAAUUAGUGUUUACAUGAUAUAAAUGUGUUUUAGAAUUUGCACAACACGAAAUUGCACAUUAAAUGACCUGCAUUUUA